UUAAAAUGAGGAGCUUUAAACCCCUUUCGUGUAAUGAAAAGACUAUCUUGUGUGACAGUCUUGGACUCGUUUGUGUUGCAGAACAAUCUGAUAUUACUGGAGUGUUUUUAGGACCUCCGUCGUGUACACAUAUGAUUAAAGGUGACGGAAAUUGUCUGUUUAGGGCUUUGUCUUAAUCUUUGUGUGGAGAUGAGGAGUAUCAUGGGUAUAUAAGAAAUGUUAUUGUAUCUUACUUGUCCUUUGACAAACAUGGAAAAAACAUUGUACCGUAUGGAAAUUACUUGCAAGAUUCAAAAAUGCAGGAAAAUCAAGUGUGGGGAACAGACACGGAGAUUUUAGCUGCUGCAAGAUUUUUAUGUCUACACAAAAUAUGGCAAUAAUUAUGACUGGGUCAUCUUCAACCCGGCCAACGGAGAACUAAGGUUGACGGUGCGAUUUAUCUUCACCACAAGGAUGAAUGUCAUUAUGACGUGGUUACAUCCGUUUGUACCGGAAACAAUGAAGAGAGCAGUCAAGCCAGGCAAGGAGACAACAGUGGAUUCACAAAAGAGACUGGCGAUGUAUUAACCAGAGCUGGUACCCAUAAUGAACAUAGAAUUGAAGAAAGCGAUAUUUUAGCCUUUACUCCAGACAUCACAGAAUUUCACUCACCACUUUCCACAUCCACUCCACGAAAACCACUGAUCGAUGGAACAAAUAGAAAUGUAAAGGAACCAUCUUAUGUUGAGAACGAGUAUGAAACAUCAGAUCGAGAUGUCAGCAUUAACAACUCUAGUUUUGAAGAUGCUCUGAAUAAUUUCAAAUUACCAGCACCUACCCUAAGAAGAAAAAAAUCAGUCUUACACUCCAAGGCACUCCAAACAACAAAAAAAGUUGUAACAUUCAGUUGUUCAAAACAAUGCACGAAGCGUGUGACAGAAGAUGAUAUUUCAAGAAUGAGGAAUAAAUUUUGGACAAAACCUUUUGAAAAUAGAGUAGAAUGGUUCAUGGACAAAGUGGUUGAAAGUGUAGACAGUUCAGGCAGAGUGAAGUGGUUGUCUUUCGUGAUUGAGGGAGGAAAGAAGGUGUGCGGUACUUGUUUUCGCAAAUUAUACAGAAUAGAUAAGAACUUUUAUUAUAAGUAUCUCAAGAAGGCUCAACAGGGUAAACAGUCUGCCAGUGUAAGAUAUACCAGAUCAUAUUCUGAAUCAAGGAAUCUGGCCGACACAUGGUUAGACUGUUAUGCCUUUUAUCAUGCAGACAGAAUGCCUGAUACUGGGGUCUUAAUGCUGCCAUACCGGACACGGAAAAUUGACAUAUAUAACUUGUACAAGAAUGAGAUGACCGAUCAGUUUAAAUAUCCUGUCAGCAAGUCUCUAUUCUAUAACAUAUGGAAUAGGAAGAAAAAUCUCAAAAUCAAACAGACCAAUUCGUUUUCGAAAUGUAACACAUGCGUUCAUCUGGAGAGGGAGCUGGAAAAAACAAGAGACCCAGAAUCAAGAACCAAGUUAAAAAGUAUGGUUGCUGUUCACAAUGAAAGACAAAUGAAUGAAAGGCGGUAUUACUAUGAGAAGAAAGACAAGGCAAAGGACUAUCCUAGACGUUUUUUGAGUCUCAUUGUUGAUGGAAUGGACCAGUCUAAAACUAAUCUGCCACAUUUUACGGGCAGACUGCUAAAGGGUGUAGAUCCAAACAGCUUUUUGAAGACUCAUGUACAGGGGAUUCUAAACCAUGGUUGCAGUACUUUUAAAUGCUAUGUCGACAUAAAUGAAUACAGCCAUGAUUCCAAUCUUGUGAUGAACACUCUACUGCGUGCCAUUCAUGACUCGCAAUCAAAGCUUGGAACUUUACCAGAGGUGUUGUUUCUUCAGGCCGAUAAUUGUGGAAGAGAGAACAAGAACAAAUACGUGAUGUCUUUUUGUGAAUUACUUGUACGUCUACAUGUAUUUAGUGAGAUUCAUCUUUCUUUCCUACCGGUUGGCCACACACAUGAAGAUAUUGAUGCCAAAUUCUCUUAUCUUGCGGACCUCCUUCGAAGAAAUGACACUGAGACCCUACCCGCUUUGCUACAUGUGCUGCCAAAUACAAUACAAACGAGAGGAUUAUUUGACAUAAAGCAGUGGUUGGAACCAUGUAUUAACAAAGUUACAAAUCAUUCUAAACCUCUUCAUUUCAAAUUUUGUAAAAUGGCAGACAGCAAAGUUUCAUUUCAGUUCAAGUCCUCUAGUCCAAAAGAUUGGACAUUAUCGGAGAUUACGCUAUUGGAUGACAUUCCAAAUGGAACUCCAGACAUACUAAUUCCUCCACACUUCGGCAAAAUUAUAACCCAUUCACUCACAGAUAACAUCCUAAAACACAAAUACAAUAUGGAAGAUCGUCAGUUUUGGUGGUGGCAGCGAUUCAUAGCCGAAAUAGAAAAGAUUUCAACAAACGACACAAAAUUACAAGAGUAUGCAGCGCAUGAAGCAGUGUGGCUAUUACCAUACUUGAACACUGUUGCUGAAGGCAGUCCUGCCAAAGAAAUAAAACUAAAGCCUCAUCUGACAGAAAUGCUGGAUAAGGAGUUAGAAGACCACCAGGUGUUUGUGAAAGCGAAGAAAGUUAAACAGAAACAAAAAUAGAAGACAUGCAGACAGACCAACGAAAAUGAAAGGAUUCUUUAAUUGUUAUAUACCAAAAUACUAAAUUGAUGAGAUUAUGUCUGCAUUUAGUGCGAUGUUUCUGUUUUCGUGUAAAAAAAACAAAGGAUAAUAGACGCGGCUGUUAGUGAAAUGUAAAAGAAAUGAUCAACAUUCAGAAUACAUUUGAUGUCAAAUUAUACAACGAAUGUGAUGAUAAUUUAGAAAGUGUCAAAAACGUGUCCGAUUUUUUGUGUAAGUAGUGGCAGCUGAUAUGCAUAUGGUAUAAUAUAUUUGACUUUCUUGAUGUGCAAUAUUUGAGAUUCAAAUAUAAUUGCAGUGAUUUAACUGUAUUUUUCAAGUCUGCUUUACACAUGAUAAGGAAGAAAUCAGCACAACUAGUAAAUUGCUAAGGAAGAUGUGAUGUAGUCGCAAUAACAUAUAGCUUUUGUCGAAACAUUGCCAACAUUUUUCUUGACAUAAAGUGACCUUUUUAAAGUUGCAACAUGAUAUUUCAUAUCUUCAUAUUUACAGUCGCCAUACCAUGAUAUAAUUUUUUUUAUUAAAAGUCAUAAUUAUGUGAUUUUGAUAAAGCACUAUGUCAUAUUUUGUAUAAAAUCGCUAUCAUAUAGUUUUUGUUUUAAAUUCACCAUGUUCAAACUGUUCAAAAGUCUCAGAAAUAAAGUUUUUGUUUUAAAGUUGCCAUGAUACAUAAUUUCAUGUAAGAUUGUUUAUUUUUGUUGUAAAGUCACAAUGAUAGUUUUUCAUCUUUAGUCGCUAUAAUAAAGUUUGUGUUGUAAAGUCUACGUAGUAUGUAAUUCAAUCUAUAGUCACCAUAAUGUUGUAAAUGGCAUCAUAUAUUUUUUUUGUCCCAGUGUAGCCAGGAAAAUCACCAGCUGUUAAGUGAAAAAUUGUUUAAUCCAUAUUGCCUUAACAUUCUUGUACGUUGGACGACAUUAGGUUCUAAAUAAUAUGUUGGUAUUUUUCACCUUUCAUUUUCAUCUAAAACACAAAGGUUCUACAAUUUUAAAUGUCAUAUUAGGCCAUGAAAAGACGC
Molecule: messenger RNA, 3654 nt
Organism: Mercenaria mercenaria
Lineage: Eukaryota; Metazoa; Mollusca; Bivalvia; Venerida; Veneridae
Exons: 10
Coding region: 936-2600 (554 amino acids)
Source: RefSeq, a predicted model, not a curated record